AUGUUUCAUCAACGAGUCAUCACACCCCUCAUGGCUCAUGCAUUACCAUUUCGAGUUAACAGAUUGGUGAACAGAAUUCCUCCUCGCGCAGAGGCAAAAGCAGUAAUCGAUCUACCUACGAUAGCCCAUGCAGCGGCGACGGAUUACCUAGGAGCGGCUCUUGGAAAAACGGUGAAUAUGAAUAGAAUUCUUCAAAUGGAACAUAAUGUGGACGAGAACUCUCUCUGCGUAUAUUAUUGUGGGAAGGCAGACGGAAGCGAUGACCACGCAGUCAUGAGGAUCGAGCUUGACGUCAAUGAAGACGGUUUUUACGUCGGAAAGGCUCACGUCCACAGUAACCGGCAGGACUUGGUGGACGCAAUCACGAUUCUCCUCGGGCAGUGA
Molecule: messenger RNA, 384 nt
Organism: Microthlaspi erraticum
Lineage: Eukaryota; Viridiplantae; Streptophyta; Magnoliopsida; Brassicales; Brassicaceae
Source: the annotation of a GenBank genome assembly